AUUGUGACUCUGUUUUAAACUUUGGCAGUACUUAUCUAAUACAUCUGUAAUAUCAGGGAAGACUUUUAUUGGUGGCAUCUCAGCAUGCGUAUGCGAUAUUUCCAGACUGCUGAACUGACUUUUAGAAAUACAUUAAAUAUUAAACUUUGAGCAUUCUUAACAUUGCUGCCAAGAACCAGCCUUGAAUUCACUUAUGACAAUUACUUCUUAAAAUAUUUUGAGGCACCUUAAAAUGUGGAGUCUGCUAGUGGGAUUAUUUUGUCUUUGGAACCUUUCAUUUUCAGUACUGUAUCCUCUGUCCUCAUUCAAACCUUCCAGACACAUUAUUGGGCCAACUUCCCGUUUACCCAUGUUACAUUUUAGCAGAGGAAAACUAUCAUCAUUUCCCGACCUUUUAAUGUAUUUAUUAUAUUUGGGUUUCCCUCAGCUUCAAGGCAAGGUCCUCAUUCUUACAAUAUGCGCUGCUGGGAUUGGAGGGACUUUCCAAUAUGGCUACAACAUCUCUAUCAUCAAUGCUCCAACUACAUACAUCCAGGCAUUUAUAAAUGAAACGUGGCUGGAGCGCACAGGUGCGUCCCUGGAGAGUGGUGUGAUAUUGCUGGUGUGGUCUUUCAUUGUCUCUAUCUAUUCUCUGGGGGGACUCACUGGAGCUCUCAUUGCAGGCCCCAUGGCGAUCAAGCUGGGAAGGAAGACGUCCUUGCUGCUGAAUAAUGCGUUUGUGAUCAUAGCUGCAAUCUUGUCGGGAUUCAGCCAGAUGGCCAAAUCCUUCGAAAUGAUCAUGCUUGGCAGAUUUUUUACUGGAAUCAAUGCUGGGGUGAGCAUGAACAUUCAGCCCAUGUACCUGGGGGAAAGUGCCCCCAAGAAGCUCCGAGGAGCAGUGACUUUGACUUCUGCGUCAUUUACUGCCCUGGGGUUGGUGCUAGGCCAAGUGGUUGGCAUCAGAGAACUAUUAGGUGGGGAGGAGAGUUGGCCUCUUCUUUUAGCCAGCAAUGUGGUGCCCGGACUGAUCCAGUUGAUGACUCUGCCAUGGGUACCAGAAAGCCCCAGAUACCUCUUGAUUGACCGAGGUGACAAGGAGUCCUGCAUCUGUGCCUUGCAGAAGCUGAGAGGUAGCGAUGACCUGAGCAGCGAGCUGGAGGAAAUGCUAGCAGAACAGGCUGCCAUCAAAGGCCAGAGGGCAAAAAGGCCAUGGGAGCUGUUCCAGAACCCAGCUGUGAGAUGGCAGCUAAUAAGUAUCAUCGUGCUGAGCAGCGCCAUGCAGCUCUGUGGAAACGACUCGAUGUAUUUUUAUGCUUCCUAUGUGUUCCAAGAGGCUGGAAUUCCAUAUGAUAAAAUCCAAUAUGUCAUUAUCGGCACUGGGUGCUGCGAAUUGAUCACAGCUGUUACUUGUAAUUUAAUCAUAGAGCGUGCCGGCCGGCGGUUGCUGAUUCUGGGGGGAUACAGCCUCAUGGCUGUAUGGGCCAUCGUCUUCAUGGUUGCUUUAUCCCAGCAGGGCCGGAUUAGCUGGAUGCCUUACCUCAGCAUGGCCUGCAUUUUCGCCUAUAUCCUGAGCUUUGGAAUCGGACCAGCUGGUGUGACAGGCAUUUUGCCGACAGAGAUUUUUGAUCAAAUGUCUCGACCGGCUGCUUACAUGAUCUGUGGCUCUCUGCUAUGGUCCAAUCUGUUUGCCGUUGGAAUGGCCUUUCCGUUCAUUGUGGAGGGUCUUGCUCAUUUCUGCUACCUUCCAUUCUUCACCGUUUGCGUCUGCACUGCUCUCUACGUCGGCUUUUUCCUUCCUGAGACAAAGGGGAAGACCUUCCUGGAAAUCUCCAAGGAGUUCAACAAGCGCAAUUUCAAAGCUCAAACAUGUGAGAAGUUUUGGAAAGGCCCCGAGGAAAUAAAAUCCACCAAGUUAUAGUCUGGGAAUAAGUAGAGAUGGCAGGUGACAGGAAAACAUCCUGACCUAUUUUGCUUUUCUUUUUAGGGUGGAGUCAGAAGAGGUGGGGGUUAAGGAGAACACACUACUUUUGGUAGCAUAGUCGAACGUUUUCAUACCAAAGCAGCAAGUUCAGUUGAUUCUCUUGUUCAUUUCAUUUGUUAAAAACAGUUUGCUCUGCAUUUCUGAUUAGAACAGUAGCACUUAUUUAUUUCACAGUGCCACUGUGCCAUCUCUUGGAAGCAUCCACAGUGACGGGCUGCUUUGACAAACUAUUUUGAAAGUUUUUUUUUUAAAUAAAGGAUCAUACUAUAUUUCAUAAUUCCAGUUAUAAAUGGCUUAUAAAGGGUUAAUACACUGUUAACAGCUAUUAUAACUAUAUUGCAGACAUGAGUAGAAUGCAUUAUAGAUUGUCGUAAGCACAUCAGCAGAAGGUGUUCUUGAUGGUUAAAAGUUGGCUCUCAUUAAAUCACAAUUGCACUGUAAAAAAAUGCCCCAAAACAAUGAAUGUUAGACAAUUUCAGGGACAGAAUGAAUUUUACAACUACAUUGAGUCAAUUUCAGGAAUAGAAUACAUUUUAUACAUAAUCAGCUUUAAUAAGGGCAGGGUGAAUUUUACAUGUAAUAUAAGGGUAUAUCUACACUGCACAGCUAUUUCGGGAUACUGGAAGUAUUCUGAAAUAGCUACCCCAUGUCUACACAAGCCGCCCGUCAUUUCAAAAUAUUUUUCGAAAUAAUGGGCACACUAUUUCGGCAUCUUGGUAAUCCUUUUUCCACAAGGGUUAAGGGAUGUCUAGAAAUAGCGCAUUAUUUUGAAAUUUGGCACA
Pelodiscus sinensis (Chinese soft-shelled turtle) is the source of this 2742-nucleotide messenger RNA. Lineage: Eukaryota; Metazoa; Chordata; Testudines; Trionychidae. The record is from RefSeq and is a predicted model, not a curated record.